AUAGGCCAUAAAUUAAAAACGAAGUAGGAGACGCUGGUUAUCAUUUCUUGUUGUUUUCAAAAACAAGCUUAAAAAAGUUUUGUAAUUAUAAAACGUAUUUGUACAUGUAGAAUAAUCAUGUCAGAAAAGUUAGGUUUUGAAGAGCUUCGGACUAAAUUUAAGGAUGUAUUAUCUAAGGCAUUUGCUACAAGCAAUAUUGACUUGCUUGAUUCUUUUACCAAAAACACCAAUGAAGUCGAUAGAAAAGCUGCUAUGGAUCAAGCUUUCAGGGACAAAUUAUUGGAACUACUUGUUGAAGAACCCGAUACUUUAGAAAACUAUGUCUGUUUUUGUAUAGAGUCAUGUAGACGGCAGAUGGUGACACCAACAAUGCCAGUUGUUCUCCUUGGUGAUAUAUUUGAUGCACUUACAUUGAAUAAGUGUGAAAAGAUGUUCACUUAUGUUGAAAAUGGAGUUAACAUUUGGAAGGAAGAACUGUUCUUUGUGGCAUGUAAAAAUAACCUGUUACGUAUGUGCAAUGAUCUUCUAAGACGAUUAUCACGAUCACAAAACACAGUUUUUUGUGGGCGUAUAUUACUGUUUCUUGCAAAAUUUUUCCCAUUCUCUGAACGGUCUGGACUCAAUAUUGUAUCAGAGUUUAAUUUGGAGAAUGUAACAGAAUUUGGAGGUGAUAAUUCUAGUAAUCUUAAAGAUUCAUUGGAAGAAGAUAUGGUGGUAGAUAAUGAAAAAAACAAGUUGACCAUUGAUUAUAAUCUAUAUUGUAGAUUUUGGAGUCUGCAAGACUUUUUUAGGAACCCAAAUACAUGUUAUAAUAAAUUGCAAUGGAAAACAUUUGUUGCACAUUCGGGCAGUGUGCUAUCCGCAUUCUCAUCUUACAAGUUGGAGGCUGUCGAACUACAGAAAGCUAAACUGAACAGAUUGAAAACAGUAAACGCAGAUGUUGAAAUGCAAGAAUCAACAAAAGAACAACAUUAUUUUGCCAAAUUUCUUACCAAUCAGAAGUUGCUGGAAUUACAAUUGUCCGAUUCUAACUUCAGACGAUGUGUCUUGAUACAAUUCCUGAUAUUGUUCCAGUACCUUACCUCAACUGUUAAAUUUAAAAUGGAAUCACAAGAGCUGAAAAAUGACCAACAAGAUUGGGUGAAAGAGACUACUACUCUUGUAUACAAACUAUUGGGGGAAACUCCACCUGAUGGCAAGCGUUUCGCUGAAUGUGUCAAACACAUUCUGAAAAGGGAAGAGCAUUGGAAUAAUUGGAAAAAUGAUGGAUGUCCAGAAUUCCAAAAACCGAAGCCACCAGUACAGUCUGAUUCCAAUGAAGAGGUAAAGAAAUCGCGGAAAAGACGGCGUCCAGUUGGAGACAUUAUCAAAGAAUAUGAGGCCCAACAAAAAAGUUACAUGGGAAACAAUGAAUUAACAAAGCUGUGGAAUUUAUGCCCAGACAAUUUAGCGGCAUGCCGAACUAAAGAGAGAAAUUUUAUGCCCUCACUAGGGGCGACGGGGGCGGGCGCGGGGGCGGGGGCGGCGCGCACGUCGUGCGGGGGGUGGGGGUGGCGCGCGCUGCGGCUGCUCGCGCGACGGUCGCCGCACUUCUUCGUGCACACCAACAAUCCCAUCGGACGACUGCCGGACUAUCUAGACGAUAUGGUUGAGCGUGUAACUCGCGAAGUGGCAGCAAACGCAGCCGCCAAUAAUUCCAAUGGUGAUUCGGCGACCAACAAUAACGGGAAAACCAUCAAACAUGUAAGUAUUCAGAGCGACGUAUAACAUCGUAACUGCAUUUUACUACCUUAAC
Diatraea saccharalis (sugarcane borer) is the source of this 1795-nucleotide messenger RNA. The record is from the annotation of a GenBank genome assembly. Lineage: Eukaryota; Metazoa; Arthropoda; Insecta; Lepidoptera; Crambidae.